AUGAAUUCUCCAUCUAAUCCUGAUUAUUAUCGUGACGAAAGAUUUUGGUCUGAUACUUUGAGGUCAAGCAAAGCAUCAAAACAGCCAAAAUCAUAUAGAAAAUACGAAGAAGGGGCAAAUAAAUCCCAAAAUUCUAGCGCAAUUUCUAAUGAAGCAAAAAAGCGACCUCCUUCUGUAGAUUCUAAGCCAAUCAGCAGCUUAUUGUCACACCGUAUCAUAAGCCCAAGAUUGAUGAAGCGUUUAGAUUUAAGCUCCCCAAGGCUUUAUGAAGAAAAUCGAGGAAAAAUGACUUCUAGGACUGAAGCUUCAAAACAGGACACAACCCAGUUUUUAGCUGACUCCCCCUCUGUGAGCGAAAAAAAAAAUAUUUGUUCACUAUAAGAUUAAUUUUUUUGGUUGAACUUUAAAUAAAUUCGCAAAAUUGGAAAAAAAUUAAUUUAAUUGUAAAAUCUAUAUAUUAAAGUUAAAAAUUUAACAGAAUUAGCAAGAGAUUUCGUUAUAAUAAUUAUCACUUAUAUAUCAAAUAUAUUUUUUUUAAUUUUAAAAAAUUUUGUUACUUACAGUUUUUUUUUAAUCAAAAAAUAGCUUUUCUCGUCCAUGGAGGGGGAGUGAGAAGCUUAAAGAAUUUGAAAAUAACUACGCAAUACUAACCCCCCUCUGUGAGCGAAAAAAAAAUUUUGUUCGCUCAUGGAGGUUUAAUUUUUCUUAAAAAUUAUUAAAAAAAUCCAAUUCGAAAUAAUUUUAAAGCAAAUAUUAAUUAAUUUGUAAAAUUUAUGAUUUAAAAUGCAAGCUGUUUAAAAUUAAUUAAAAUUAGCACGAGAUUUCACUAUAAUAGUUUAUCACUUAUAUAUUACGUUUUUUAAUAUAAAAUAUUAAUUCGCUCAUAGAGGGUUGGUUUUACAAAACAUGGGAUUUUUCCAAUGAUUUUGCUCGCUCACAGAGGGAUGGGGGAUUAAGAGAUCAGUACCGAGAAAUCAUUGAAAGACAAGCAAAAGAAAUCGAAGCCAUUAAAAAGGAAAAUUCAAAAUUGGAUAGUGAAAUCUCAAGAUAUGAAGAAGCUAUGCAAACAGAAAAACAAAAAUGGGAAAUUGAAAGAAAUGAGUAUGAGCAUAUAAUUAAUACGUAUAAGCAGAAUGAGAAUAGCAAACUGAAUAAUUACUAUAAAAAAAGACUUAAGGAUGCGGAAGAUAUGAUUGAGGAGCAGAGAAAAGAAUUUAUAGCAGAAAUUGAUAAACUCUAUGAGGAAAAUAGAAGGCUAAAAUGCAGCUUGAAGAUUAAGGGAAAGAUAGACGGAAUAAGAGAAAAUGAAAAAUCAGAGUAA
Molecule: messenger RNA, 1321 nt
Organism: Blepharisma stoltei
Lineage: Eukaryota; Ciliophora; Heterotrichea; Heterotrichida; Blepharismidae
Source: the annotation of a GenBank genome assembly